CGUUGCUGUUUUCCAAAUGCACUUCCGUCGACCAACAGGCCUCCCUAUCAAGUACAGAUCCUUUGCGCUAGGGAAAUGCUUUUUCAACCUCGACUUCAUUCUAGAUGCGCCUUUCAUGAUUCUGCGAGCAUACAAAGACCUGGAUGGGAGGUCGUUUGCAGUACCUGCAUUGAACGAGUACCAAGUACUUGCAUGUUCGGGCCCAGAUAUUCAGUCAGUGAGUGAGGCCAGCGAGGACAAGUUAUCGUUCCAUGCUGCUAUGACCGACCGCCUUAAGCAUAAAUACACCAUGUUCGGCUUUGAGCACAAUGAUAUCGAUCCCCACAACGCUAUCCCAGGACGCACUAUCAAAGUCCUGCUUCGCAUCCACCUCCCUGCAAUUCGACCGAUGAUCGAGAAGAGAAUCAAUGAAGGCUUCAACUACAUGCUGGGUAGCAGCUCUCCGGACUCGGAUGGAUGGAUGAGUGUAUCCACUUUCGGCUUGGCUAGGAGUAUUACCGAACGUGUAAACGCUCAAAUCUGCCUGGGUACGGAGCUUGCGGAUUCACCAAAUUUCAUGGAGGCCGCUAGUAGAUACAGUCACGAUGCUAUACUAGCGGCUGAGAUCUGUCGACAGCUCCCUUCGGUUCUUACACCACUAAUUGCACCGGUAAUCAUGAAAUGGAGUGGCGCGAUGCACAAAGUCCAGGCGUCGCUUCAAAGAGUGGUUGAAGCGAGGAUUCAGGGGAGCAGCCGGGGUUCUAAUCAGCCUAUGGACUGUCUUCAAUGGAUCAUACAAUCCUCUCAUACCAACGCGCAAAGAGCCCCGGGGAGACUUUUGCAACAAGCGGGAGCGAUAUUCUUCGCCUCAUCACACCAAAUGCCAAUGGCUUUAGUCUAUGCAAUAUACACACUAUGCGUUAAUCCAGAGUAUGUCAAGCUUCUGCGAGAAGAAGCCAGUAGCAAACUGGACAAAGAAGCGAGCAACCCUUUCAAACGCCUAAUACUCUUGGAUGCCUUUUUACGGGAAUCAGCGAGACUGAACCCUUUAGACGCAUUAUCGAUUCAGAAGAAAGUGAUGCAGCCGUUUGACCUACCUAGCGGAGCACGGAUACCAGCCGGCAACCUUGUAGCAGUACCCCAACAAGCAAUACUCCGGAACGAGCAUUUGUACCCCGACCCCGAAUCGUUCAAUCCGUUUAGAUACCUUUCGCCGCCCGGUCAGCCACAAGCGAAGGAUUUCACAACAAGAUAUACUGACGUGAACACUUCUUAUCCUUACUGGGGAUCCCCAAGAAAACCAUGUCCUGGCAGAUGGUAUGUGUCGGAGACGAUGAAGCUAGCAAUUCUUCAUUUGAUAAUGAACUAUGACGUGAAGCUGGUUGACGAACAAGCACCGCGAUCUUUUUUUUGGACUACCGCACUGGUUCCUCGGAUGGACACGAAAAUACUUCUUAAAACACGGUCCAAAUAG
Molecule: messenger RNA, 1453 nt
Organism: Lindgomyces ingoldianus
Lineage: Eukaryota; Fungi; Ascomycota; Dothideomycetes; Pleosporales; Lindgomycetaceae
Product: cytochrome P450
Exons: 10
Coding region: 17-1453 (478 amino acids)
Molecular function (GO): monooxygenase activity; iron ion binding; heme binding
Source: RefSeq, a predicted model, not a curated record